AUGAAUGUUGAGACGCUUAAAUAUUGCACAAUGAGGCGAGUGGCCAUGCUAUUGGUUGAGAAACAACUCCGAUGGAGACGGUUGACUGAAGUCGCGUUAACAUUGAAAGAUAUCAUUCGAGCUUUGAAAUUACCGCUUAAAAUCCGAAAAGUUCUGCAAGAAGCUGUUUCGAUGCUGUUGAGAGAGGUGCAAAGAUGGGCUGACAAACACGUGGAAAUGUUCCCGUUUCAAGCGGUGAAAAAGGGAAGAACGCCUAGAUCUGAGCACGUGCGAACAUUCCAACCGUGGAUUGUUUGGAAACAAAAUCGAUUAGAAAUUGAUGAUCUUCAGACAGCAAAGAGUAUUAUGGAGAACGAGUGCAAGAGUUGGGCGCAAAUGCGGUGGCAAUUUGCGUGCUGUUACGCGAUGGAAGAUGAGAUUCUUGAUGAUUGGAAAUACGAUCGACACCGGAGAACGACCUUCAAAAAAACUCUCUCCAAUCAUCCAGUUUACGAUUUUUGGUCAACUCUUUAUGAAACUCGAUGGGAAGCAAUGUUUGAAACAGAAAGACGAUUGCCUAAUCAAAUUAUGACUCAAUGCUUUAUUUUUGCGUUAACAAAUGGUUAUUUUGAGCUCGUGAAAUUUUUGUGGAACAAGAUUGGCCCAGGACAUCGAGAAUAUGUUGGACUCCUUCAAUGGAAAGCUUUCUGUUUUCGGUGCCGCGAUCGGGACACAAUGAGAUUCGUAUGUGGAAAAUUAUGCGAGGUGAAUGCCCGUUCGAUUGCCCGAAUCACUUGGUGUACUUUCUUCGAUGCUUUCUAUAAAGCUGUUAAUAAUGAAGAAACAGAUAAAGUGAUUGAGCAGAAAAAUCGAUGUAAAGUCGAGUUUCUUUUGGCGAAUUGCUGUGAUGUGUUGAGGAGGAGAUUGCUGGGAAUGGAGAACUUCAGAGUGAUCAGUGAUGCUUUUCGAUACAAUUUGGAAGAUUUAUUCACGUUAUUUUUGGAGCAUUUAGACAAGGAGGAUUUGCGAGCGGCGAGAGAGGUAGUUGAUCGAAUCCAAGAUCGAACAAAGAGCUGUCAUGGUGGCGGAAUGCAGCGAAUGAUUCUGCGAAAGCAAAUGACUUUCAGU
Messenger RNA from Mesorhabditis belari, 1107 nucleotides. The record is from the annotation of a GenBank genome assembly. NCBI's taxonomy places the organism in Eukaryota, Metazoa, Nematoda, Chromadorea, Rhabditida, Rhabditidae.